Messenger RNA from Paralichthys olivaceus (Japanese flounder), 1068 nucleotides. The record is from RefSeq and is a predicted model, not a curated record. NCBI's taxonomy places the organism in Eukaryota, Metazoa, Chordata, Actinopteri, Pleuronectiformes, Paralichthyidae.
GGAGGAGAAGGGGAGUCAAACCACAGAGAGGAUGACGGAGGGAGAGAAGAGAUAAACACCUUUAUAAAACCUGAGCAGCGAGCCUCUCAGGAUGGAUCGGCGCUCGCCGAAGGAGUUGCAGUUUGAGAGGACGAGUAAAGUGGCAGCUUAAAGGAUCAAUGUGAACGAAAGCUGACGAGGGAACAAGCGAGACGACAGGUCGAUAGACGACGAGGAUCCCUCGCGCUCGCUCAGGUCACGAUGCCAGACGAGCCGCAGGGUUUCCAGGACAGGGGGAGGCCCGGAGAACUGGCGUCUUCAGUGCCGGACGCCGUGGUGGUCGCCGGUGAUGGCGAGGGCAAAAUCCGCGGAGGCGAGAUCCUGGAGCUCGAUGAAUUCAGGAAAACAACACAUGUUGACAGUGACGUUUACAUGUUGAAAAGAAACAACAGUUUGGAAAAACAGUCGGGGCUGAGUGAAUCAGAGGUGUCCGUAGAGGUGGGAGUGGUGAAAACAGCUCAGGCCCCCGAACCUCUCGCGGUCGCUACGACGCAGCAGCCGUCGGAUCACGAUGGCCACGUCAGCUCGUCGUGUGACGGGCUGCAAACACACAACGCUGCUCCAUCGCAAACAAACGUCUGCAGCGACUCCGACUACAGCAGCAAAACAUCCAGCCCUGGAUACACGAGCACUAGUUUCAACACGGACCUCUGUGGCGACGAGUCGCCUGAGCUCGGAUCCUCGCUUGAAAAGGCGAACGCCGUCUCUACGGUCGGUUCGGACGACAAAAACGGCCCCGAAGGGGAAACGCCAUUCUGCGAAAGCCCGUCUGCUUUCCACGACUUUUCAACCAAAGUCUCCCAAACAAGGGACAGCUUCGACGUCGGGUGGGACGAGGCGGACGGAGACGAGGACGGGCGGAGCACCAGGUCCAGGCAGAGCGUGAAAGAGGGGGUGUGUUGCUGCUAUCACGCGGUCCACAGGGCCUUCCUGCGCUGCGUGGAGGAGACCCCGGCCAUGCUGUCCGGACUGGUGCUGUCUUUGGUCUUCUGCGUGGCCAUCAUCGUCCUCAUCCCCACCACAGGGAGG